AUGUCCGAACACAAUCUGUCCGAGGCAGAUCAAAACCAGCCUCGCUCCGUGGUUGCAUGCUAUGUAUGUCGCAAACGCAAGGUCAAAUGCUCCAAAGAGUAUCCUCAAUGCACCUUGUGUGCGCAGACACUACAAACAUGCGAAUAUCCCGAGAAGCUGUUGCGGCCGGGACCUAAGAUUGGGUCCACCCAAACCCCGCGGAAGCGCAAAAGACAAGGGGAGACAGUGCAGGUCAAUGCGAGUGCCCCGAGGCAACGUAUUGAUUCACCGCUGCCACCAACACUAGCGCCGCAGGACUCGCCGUCUCCAUCGCGAGAUCUGGCACCUAGUCCUCGUGGCCACGUCGAUCUACCAGAGCCAGACUCACCCAGUCCUAGGCCUGACAUUCAAAGUCUCAGUUUCAUCAUCCAUCCAUCUCAUGACUCGUGUUCCGACCAGCGCAAGGACGGAAGCCCGGGGAGCAACAAGCAGAGAUCCCCCGAAAGCCAUGUGGCCUCGAGCUGUUUUGCUCUGGGGUUUAAUCCUGGACUACUGGAUCACUACAUUGACAAGUUCUUUGAGAAUUUUACCUCGUUCCGACUGUUCCGCGAAUCCGACUUUCGCAACCUGCUCCACCAGGUUGAAACCCACUACCAAUGCCGGGCCCUGAUCGCCACGUUGCUGCUCUUCGCCACGAAGAGCGACGAGGGCACCGAUGAGGACUAUCCGGUACCGGGAAUAUCACAGGGUCGAGCAAGCGCCAAAUUCGUCUCUCAGGCACUCAAGUACGUCGACAUUGCCAUUUACGAGCGGGCUGACUUGCCCAUGUCGCUCCCUCUGUUGCAAACCAUCAUUCUGAUCUCACACUAUCUGCUGACGCAAGGCGUACGGGGUCGAGCAUGGCGAUACCUGCGAUGUGCCGUCGGCUCGGCGUAUGAGCUGAACAUGCAUCUGAUCGAUGCCGACCGAAACUGGACCAAUGACAUCGACCCUCAACUGUGGAGUGAGGAUGAAGAGCGGCGUCGAGCUUGGUGGGCAAUCUGGGAAAUGGACGUCUUCUCUAGCGUCAUUAGGCGGUGCCCAACCGGCAUAGAUUGGACCCAAAACGAAACUUUUCUGCCCGCCGACGACGACAACUGGACCCGCGGCGAGCCUCAACAAAGCUGCAAACUGAGCCUGGAUCCCGUGGGCAGGUACAAGGCUCUGGAGGCAUGUGGCAACCAAUCUCCCAAGGCAUGGUUCCUGAUCAUCAACUCGUUAAUGAAGGAGGCCCAGAAAAUCACCAGUCCAAUGGGGCUCGAUACUUCAUUUGUCCCCGAUCUACAUGUUUCUGCUACCGCCACUGCCACUGCUUCUGAUACAGCCAAGCCACAAGACCGCCACGGACACAGCUACGGCCACCGCACGCCAUCCCGAGCGAGGGAGUCGCUCAAUCAACUUCGGAUUAUUCGCAACGCACUGCAAUGUACAGUGAUGGCGCUCCCUCCCCAAGUCAAAUAUCGGUACCAGUAUCUCAGUUUCGGGAUGCGGGAGAUUGACAGGCAGUCGGUCAUCACGCGGCGACUCCAGCAUAGCGCGAUUUACAGCAUCCACACCAUGGUGCAGCUGACGAAGUUGAUGAUCUACAAGUACCACCUGUUCAAUCAAAGUGGGGAUCAGCUGCUGAAGAAAGAUUGCCACCAUCACUUAGCUCGCAACCAGGCUCUAGAACAGUAUUCGGAGUCCGCGGAUGAGAUUGUGUCCCUUGUCGGCCAGAGUUACGAAGAACACUUUCGCUUCGUCAACCCCUUUACUGCCAGCACAAUCUGGCUCGGAGGCGCCGUCCAAUUGCUGUACCGCGAGUUGGCGCCCCUGAAUCCGUCCGAAAAGGCGGUGACAAACUCCAAGCUUGAGUUGCUUCGUAUGACAUAUAAUCACUUUGUGAGUUUUUGGUCAAUGUCCUCGACGAUGCAGAAGAAUCUCGAGGUCGUUGAGACCGAGAUCCACAAUCUCAGAUGCGGUGGGCCCAAAGCACAAGAACAAGGACAAGACCAAAUCCGUCUUCCGCCCCAGACAGACACAAACGCAAGAAUCGAGGCCGACGGUGCGGGCGAUGGUCACGGCGAUGUGGGGUUGCACCCGGCCGAUGACUCCACGGUCACCUGUACGGGUCCGUUCAUGUCGACUCAGUCGAUCCCGCCGCCAAACACCAGACCAACUUGGCUCACAGGCCAGCAGCUACCGGAGUCGGCCACGCCUCUCACAGGCUUUCUCCGCAUCUGUCCCGCUCAAACGGCAAUCAACUCGAUAUGUUGGGACCAUCUGUGUCAAUGUCCGUCUUGGGUCAAGGAGCGUCCAGUGGCUGCGGUUUAA
Molecule: messenger RNA, 2331 nt
Organism: Exophiala mesophila
Lineage: Eukaryota; Fungi; Ascomycota; Eurotiomycetes; Chaetothyriales; Herpotrichiellaceae
Exons: 5
Coding region: 1-2331 (776 amino acids)
Biological process (GO): DNA-templated transcription; regulation of DNA-templated transcription
Cellular component (GO): nucleus
Molecular function (GO): DNA binding; zinc ion binding; DNA-binding transcription factor activity, RNA polymerase II-specific
Source: RefSeq, a predicted model, not a curated record